Trichoplusia ni (cabbage looper) is the source of this 3518-nucleotide messenger RNA. It is a transcript of the gene Glyp, whose product is annotated as glycogen phosphorylase. The record is from RefSeq and is a predicted model, not a curated record. Lineage: Eukaryota; Metazoa; Arthropoda; Insecta; Lepidoptera; Noctuidae. Gene Ontology annotation, cellular component: cytoplasm. Bases 287 to 2812 code for a protein of 841 amino acids. The transcript has 9 exons. Gene Ontology annotation, molecular function: glycogen phosphorylase activity; pyridoxal phosphate binding. Gene Ontology annotation, biological process: glycogen catabolic process.
GUAGCCGGGAAAUAUUUUCGAUUGAUGAAUUAUUUUGCAUGAAGUAACUCUCAAAUACCACAAAUCAUCAUUGAAACACAUAAUACUAAUACUGAAUAGUAAUAAUAAUUAAUGUUGACAUAUAAAUACUGAGAAUUUGCCGGUAAGCAGUCUGUGGUCGUGUUAUAUGUUUGACCUUCUCAAGGUGACCGAUAUCUCAAGCCGCGUUUGACCAGUCAGGGUUGACAGGGUCUAGCGGUCGCACGGGCCUUACCUGAUUUUAUCCUUAAAUCGUAAAUAAUUCAAGAUGAGCGUACAGAGCGAUUCCGACAAGCGCAAGCAAAUCUCUGUGCGAGGGAUCGUAGCUGUGGAAAAUGUUGCUGAGGUGAAGAAAGCAUUCAAUCGUCAUGUGCAUUAUACGCUAGUGAAAGAUAGAAAUGUAGCGACUCCGCGAGACUACUACUUCGCCUUGGCCCACACUGUGAGGGACCACCUUGUUUCGCGCUGGAUUAGGACUCAACAAUACUACUAUGAAAAGGAUCCCAAGCGUGUCUACUACCUCUCACUGGAGUAUUACAUGGGAAGAUCACUUCAAAACACCAUGAUAAACCUGGGCAUCCAGGGUACUGUGGAUGAAGCUCUGUACCAGCUUGGUUUAGAUAUUGAAGAGCUCGAAGAGUUGGAGGAAGAUGCUGGUCUUGGUAAUGGAGGCCUGGGCCGCUUGGCUGCCUGCUUCCUUGACUCUAUGGCAACUCUUGGACUGGCAGCUUAUGGUUAUGGUAUCAGGUAUGAGUACGGUAUCUUCGCGCAGAAGAUCGAGCACGGGGAGCAGCAGGAGGAGCCUGACGACUGGCUCCGGUACGGCAACCCCUGGGAGAAGGCGCGCCCCGAGUUCAUGCUGCCCGUCAACUUCUACGGACGAGUGGUCGACACACCCCAAGGAAAGAAAUGGAUUGAUACUCAGGUUGUGUUCGCGAUGCCCUACGACAAUCCGAUCCCCGGCUACAAUAACAAUGUCGUCAACACACUGCGUCUAUGGUCCGCCAAGAGUCCUGUCGAUUUCAACCUGAAAUUCUUCAACUCCGGUGAUUAUAUCCAAGCUGUCCUUGAUCGUAAUGUGGCGGAGAACAUCUCCCGUGUUCUUUAUCCCAAUGACAACUUCUUUGAGGGCAAGGAGUUGCGUUUACGUCAAGAGUACUUCAUGUGCGCUGCUACGCUACAAGAUAUCAUUAGGAGAUACAAAAACUCGAAGUUCGGUAGUCGCGAGGCUGUAAGGACUACAUUUGACAGCCUACCUGAAAAGGUAGCCAUUCAAUUGAACGACACACAUCCUGCCCUCGCUAUUCCUGAACUGUUGAGAAUUUUGAUUGAUGUUGAGAAAGUACCUUAUGAAGAAGCGUGGAAACUUGUCGUCAAGUGCUGCGCUUACACCAACCACACCGUCUUGCCCGAAGCUUUGGAAAGGUGGCCUUGCAGUAUGCUUGAGAACGUGCUGCCCAGACACAUGCAGUUGAUCUACCACAUUAACUUCUUGCACUUGAAAGAGGUCGAGAAGCGUUGGCCGGGAGACAUGGACCGCAUGCGCCGCAUGUCACUCAUCGAAGAAGAGGGAGAAAAGCGAGUCAACAUGGCCCAUUUGUGUGUUGUUGGCGCGCACGCGGUCAACGGUGUCGCGGCCAUUCAUUCCGACAUCCUCAAAGCCACCAUCUUCCGUGACUUCUACGAGAUGUGGCCCGAGAAGUUCCAGAACAAGACCAACGGCAUCACUCCCCGCCGUUGGCUGCUCCUGUGUAACCCUGGUCUUUCUGACCUGAUCUGUGAGAAGAUUGGCGAAGACUGGACAGUCCACUUGGAAAAACUGACUCAGUUGAAGCGCUGGGCUAAGGACCCCGCUUUCCAGCGCGCCGUUAUGAAGGUAAAGCAGGAGAACAAGCUGAAGCUUGCGUCUCUGAUUGAGAGAGACACUGGAGUGAAGAUCAACCCUGCUUCGAUGUUUGACGUGCAAGUGAAGAGGAUCCACGAGUACAAGAGGCAGUUGCUGAACAUUCUCCAUGUGAUUACAUUGUACAACCGCAUCAAGCGCGACCCCACAGCACCCAUCACGCCCCGAACUGUGAUGAUUGGCGGUAAGGCUGCCCCCGGCUACUAUGUUGCCAAACAAAUGAUUGCCUUGGCAUGCGCCGUUGGCAACACGGUAAACAAUGACCCUGAUGUUGGAGACAAGUUGAAGCUCAUCUUCUUGGAGAACUACCGCGUCACGCUGGCAGAGCGCAUCAUGCCUGCUGCUGACCUUAGUGAACAGAUAUCCACAGCCGGUACCGAAGCGUCGGGCACAGGUAACAUGAAGUUCAUGUUGAACGGAGCUCUGACCAUCGGUACUAUGGACGGAGCCAACGUUGAGAUGGCGGAGGAGGCAGGCGAGAACAACAUGUUCAUCUUCGGAAUGAGGGUGGACGAUGUGGAGGCUCUGCAGAAGAAAGGUUACAACGCCUACGAGUACUACGAGCGCAACCCGGAGCUACGCCAGUGCGUAGAACAGAUCCGCAGCGGGUUCUUCUCGCCGGGCGAGCCGGGCCGCUUCGCGCACAUCGCCGAUGUGUUGCUGCAACACGACCGGUUCCUGCAUCUGGCUGACUACGAUGCUUACAUUGAGGCACAACAGAAAGUCUCCGAUACUUACCAGAAACCAGCGAAAUGGGCUGAAAUGGUGAUCGAGAACAUUGCGUCUUCCGGCAAGUUCUCAUCAGACCGCACCAUCGCCGAGUAUGCGCGCCAGAUCUGGGGCGUCGAGCCGUCGUGGGAGAAACUGCCUGCCCCGCAUGAGAGCGCUUAAGGUGCCCAACAUCCCACCCAACAUUAUACCUACUAUGAACGCCAAUAUUUAAGUACAGUGAGUAAUGAAAUCUUAUGAGCCCAGUCUGAUUUACAACCUACAAAAAUGCUGAACUCCUAAAUGGCGGGAAAACUAUUAUGUCAGUUUAUAAAUCUGUCUCUGGCUGUACUUUGAAACUGCAACAGUUUAGUCAAACAAUGUCGCAGCCUUCUUGCAGAAAAAUGUAAAACACUUAUAAUUUUAUAAUCAAAUUCUUAUAAUCAAAUUUUAUAACGCAUACAAAAUUUGAAAUCUACAAUUGUACUUAACUGUUUGGUUAAGCAGAAUUCAGUGUAACAGCAAGGCGUUCAAAAAUAAAGUGAUGAAGAAAGCAGCUAUAAUAACGCAAAACAUUGAUGAAAUAGCGGCCAAAAUAUUUUAUAAAAAUAUAUUUUUUAAAUAAACUUUGCAACUACAAAUACCUCCAAAGAUCAGAGAUGAAUUAUUUUCUUAAAUCUAGAUUCGAAUUAUUAUAUUUAUAAAUAUGCCAUUUCUAUUAUGUGUAACUUAGUGUUAAGAAAUGUAUUUUUCUUUUAAGAAUAACUUCAAUAUAACCAUUUAAGAAGUCCAUGUUUAAGAAAUCCAUUUAAUAAUGUAUAAUUUUAUAAAUCUGUCAAAUUGCAUCCUUAAUAUAAUGCAGUAUAGUUUUAUAUUGUUGUUUAAAAAA